GCGGUUUCUUUGCCCGAUAAAUCUCUCGAUAUACCCGGCCAAACUGUUUUUCAAAGCUGCCAAUUGGAUUGAUUUUCCUUUGACAAUUCCGAUUCUACCUACAAACCAACUUCAAUUCUAAUUUGCAAUUAUUUUAUUCUCCGUAGUAUUCCGUACUUCCCAGAGUCGUUCAGCAUAUAAGUAAUUACAUAUUACUAAGCCAAUGUGAUGGCCAGUCAGUUGAUAGUCAGGAUGGAGAAUGUCAGCGCCAACGAGACAUACUGUCCUUGGCCCGAACGGCAUUUCCAGUAUGUUUGGGAAUCGACGGGAUUUAAAUACACGGAAUACAUAUUACAUCCCAUUUGGCUGUUUAUCUGCACCGUCGGAAAUAUUCUUACCAUUAUGUUGCUAGGCCGCAUGCACACGUUUCAGACGACGUUCAUCACUGCUAUUGCCUACUUCGACCUGCUCACGAUGUGGGGAUGGAUUGUGCUGUCGCUACAAGUCUACGUCGGCUACAGCAGCGCAGGCGAUGACCUUCUACCAUCCCGCGCCUAUUUCAACAUCACCUCCGUACCUACCCGCGCUGUGCUGGUAACCAGUGAGUUUCUGGGAAAUGUCGGCAGCGGAUGUUCUGAUUGGGUGCUAGCCUUGUUCAGCGUAGCGCGACUGUUGUACGCGAUGGACCCUUUUCGACCGCGAGCAGUGUGCACAGCAAAGGCGCGUGCAGCGGUUUUAUGUCUGAUACCACCCGCCGUUAUGUGCUCCAUUUUUCCGCUGAUCGAAUUUGCUUACACGCACGAUUAUGGGUUGAAACCGCCACCUGACUGGAUCCGCGAGUGGAAGCAGGUCUGGUACAUGGGAAUGACCAUUAGCGGAUUGGUGACCUUUGCAGUCAUCUUAUUGGCCAAUGUCUUCGCUGCAGUUAUGUUGAGACGCCAUUCAGGGUUCCCGCACGAAAACGCUAACCAGCCGCUCCCUGCAGUCAGCUCGCACAAAUUCGUUUUACGAGUGAAACGCCGGCAUGGACUGCUGACGGUGCGUGCGCUGGAUAACGAUGUGACUGUCUGCAUCACAAUGCGGCUCCUAACAGCAUCGGUUAUCUUGUAUUUUGUCACCACCAUUCCGUACAUGUCGUGGUAUCUGCUGACGAAACUGGAGCGGCAGUGCCGCAUACACAUCUCGGAUCAUCAGUAUGCCGUGCUAGUGGCCUUCUUCCUACAGUUCUCCUACAUGAAAUAUUCGCUGAAUUUCAUCCUCUACUGCGGCAUGAGCCGGACGUUUCUGAAGCAUUUCCUGGCGACAGUGGCCAGUUUCUGGAGAAAUCUGGCUGGACGGUGGACGAUCUCCCGUUGUGCUGCGAGAUUGGACGGGAGUCCGAACGAAGACACCGCAAGAACCAAUCGCCGCGACACUGACGUAACAUUUUUGAGUAUUCAUCGAGACAGCGUGCACAAAUCGGAGACCUCGACAGACGAAACCGGCCAUCUGUAAAGUGUGUACUGUGUACCAUCCUGACAGCAUUGCGAUUGUUUCUUCCUUGGACAGCUGUGUACAGUGUUUCUUUUUUUCCAUGUGAAUCAAAAAGAAAAUUGAUUUAGCCAUGUUUAAAUUCCCACGCUAGAUGGCGAUCCUAGCCCUUGAUGGGUAAC
This is a messenger RNA of Paramacrobiotus metropolitanus, 1631 nucleotides long. RefSeq lists its product as uncharacterized. Gene Ontology annotation, molecular function: G protein-coupled peptide receptor activity. The record is from RefSeq and is a predicted model, not a curated record. Gene Ontology annotation, cellular component: plasma membrane. The coding region runs from base 208 to 1473 and encodes 421 amino acids. NCBI's taxonomy places the organism in Eukaryota, Metazoa, Tardigrada, Eutardigrada, Parachela, Macrobiotidae. Gene Ontology annotation, biological process: G protein-coupled receptor signaling pathway. The transcript is spliced from 5 exons.